GAGAGAGUGUUGGGUUGUGAGGCGUUUAAUUGGGGUGGCGGCGGGAGGGAGGGAGCUGUUAACGGCUGCUCCUCCUUGACAGCAUCACCUCCGGCGGCGUCUCUUCCUCCUCCUCCUCCCCUCCAUGGCCACUGCGGCUCCCGGCGUGGCCCCCUCCGCCGCGCUGCAUGUGCUGCUGCUGCUGACAGAAGGGGAGGCGGCGGCCGUCGAGGCCGGGCCCGGAGGCUUGGGACCCCCGCCUCCCUGAGCUGAAAUGGCCGCCCAGAUGAUACUUUGACUUUUCUGGAAACUGUAUCUGAGGAUUUUUUUAUUUUUUUUUUUGAAUGAACAUCCCCGUUACUCUCAAACUGCCUGAGAUGGCAAGUCCAGCUAUCAGCCCUGAUUCUUCUUCCCAUGAAGGACUCUCUUCUGUCAACUCUAUGCCUGCUUGCUCUCCUACUUCUGAUUGUGAGAACCUGAGCCCUGAUGAGUUGGAACUAUUAGCAAAGCUAGAAGAACAAAACAGGCUUCUGGAAGCAGAUUCCAAGUCACUGCGCUCCAUGAAUGGCUCACGAAGGAACAGUGGGUCCUCUUUGGUCUCCAGCUCUUCUGCCUCAUCCAAUUUGAGCCAUCUUGAAGAGGAUACCUGGAUCCUGUGGGGGAGGAUUGUCAAUGAAUGGGAAGAAUGGCGGAAAAAGAAGGAAAAACUGCUCAAGGAGCUCAUUAGGAAAGGAAUUCCCCAUCACUUCCGAGCCAUUGUUUGGCAGCUUCUGUGCAGUGCCACUGAUAUGCCUGUGAAGAAUCAAUAUUCAGAGUUGCUGAAGAUGUCUUCUCCUUGUGAAAAGCUGAUCAGGAGGGACAUUGCUAGGACAUAUCCUGAGCAUGAGUUCUUUAAGGGACAGGACAGUCUGGGCCAAGAGGUCCUCUUCAAUGUCAUGAAGGCUUACUCUCUAGUCGACCGUGAGGUUGGGUACUGCCAAGGCAGCGCAUUCAUUGUGGGAUUACUUCUCAUGCAGAUGCCUGAAGAAGAGGCCUUCUGCGUGUUUGUACGGCUGAUGCAAGAGUAUAGGUUACGGGAACUAUUCAAACCCACUAUGGCUGAGCUGGGACUCUGCAUCUACCAGUUUGAAUACAUGCUGCAGGAGCAACUACCUGAACUGAAUAUCCACUUCCGUUCCCAAAGCUUCCUUACUUCCAUGUAUGCAUCAUCUUGGUUUCUUACCCUCUUCCUCACCACCUUUCCACUAUCUGUGGCCACUCGAGUGUUUGACAUCUUCAUGUAUGAGGGACUGGAAAUAAUUUUCCGUGUAGGGAUGGCUCUUCUACAAUUCAACCAAGCUGAACUGAUGCAACUGGACAUGGAAGGGAUGUCACAGUAUUUCCAGAAGGUAAUUCCUCAUCAGUUUGACAGCUGCCCUGAUAAGCUCAUCUUGAAGGCCUAUCAGGUCAAAUACAAUCCUAAGAAAAUGAAACGACUGGAGAAGGAGUACACUGCAAUCAAGAACAGGGAGAUGGAAGAGCAGAUUGAAAUCAAGAGGCUUCGUACUGAGAACCGCCUCCUGAAACAGAGAAUUGAAACCCUGGAGAAGGAGAGUGCUGCCUUGGCAGAUAGACUGAUUCAGGGCCAAGUCACCCGAGCACAGGAAGCUGAGGAGAACUACAUCAUUAAGAGGGAGUUGGCUGUAGUAAGGCAGCAGUGCUGCACAGCAACAGAGAACUUACAGAAGGCCCAAAGCACUAUUCGGCAGCUGCAGGACCAGCAGGGAAAUCCUCGCUACUCUGAAGAAUUUGUGAGUCACCUGGAAACAGAGCUGGAGCAGUCACGCCUGAGGGAAUCUGAGACUCUGGGUGCACUUAAAGAGAUGCAGGACAAAGUCCUGGAUAUGGAGAAGAAGAACAGCUUGCUUCCCGAUGAAAACAAUGUAGCUCGCCUGCAGGAAGAACUGAAGGCAAUGAAGGUGCGAGAGACUGAGGCUAUGAAGUCCUUCAGGGAACUCCAGCAGCAAGUGAAGGAGCUCAAUGACAACUGGCAGGCCCAUCUGAGUCGGACAGGUGGGAGAUGGAAGGACUCACCUCGCAAGAACACCAUGAAUGAUCUCCAAGAUGAACUGAUGAGCCUUCGUCUCCGUGAGACACAAGCUCAGGCUGAGGUCCGAGAACUGCGCCAGAGGGUAGUGGAGCUUGAAACACAGGAUCAGAUUCACAGCAACCAUCUAAACCGGAUGGAGCAGGAGUGUUCUGGGCUGCAUGAAAAGGUUCAGUACCUUACUGCCCAGAACAAGGGACUGCAGACUCAGCUAAGUGAGACCAAGCGCAAACAUGCUGAAUCCGAAUGCAAGAGCAAAGAAGAGGUGAUGGCUGUGCGCCUGCGAGAAGCUGACAGCAUGGCUGCUGUGGCAGAAAUGCGGCAACGGAUUGCUGAGCUGGAGAUCCAGAGGGAAGAAGGGAUGAUCCAGGGCCAACUGAACAAUUCUGACUCCUCCCAGUACAUUCGUGAACUCAAGGAUCAAAUUGAUGAACUCAAGGCAGAGAUCCGGCUGAUGAAGGGACAGAAACCUUUUGAGGACUCCAUGGGCUUUGAUGGCAUCCAUAUUGUGAGUCAUCUGGCAGUGGAUGAUGACUCGCUGCAUUCCUCAGAUGAAGAGCUGCUGACCAGCCCUAUGGUAGUGGGUGCCCUGCAAGAUGUCUUGUACCCACUAUCUCCCCAUAAUGCACACUUUCUACGGGGUGCUGAGAGCUCUGGCAAGGACAGUGAUGGAACCACAGAUAGUGAUCCAGAUGAUCCUGCCUCUGCCACUGAGCCCAAUGGCGAGAUCAUCUUUGCAGAAGCUCUGGGCAAAUGAGGACAGAGGCCUGCCAUCCCACCUGCAUCUGGAAGGCACUUGGUCCUCUGACCAGGCUGUACUGAGGGGGCCAGAGAUAGAGACAGAUUGUGUAAGAUGCAACUGAGCAGCCCCUGUCGGGAUGGCACAAGGGAAAGGCCUUGUCUACAGCUGGCCUGAAUUACUUGGACCUUCUCUAUUGAUUGAUUAUUGUCUGCACUGCCUCCCCCUCCCCCCAGCUCUAUGGUCACUGGUGAGUUAAAAUCCAAACCCAUGUAUUGGCCUCAUUCACAUUUUUCCCACCCCACCCCUGUUGCCACAGCUUUUUCAAUUUUCUUUCCCCACCCCCAGGUUUUUCGCACUCAAGAACCUUGAAGGGGCAACAGAAGGAAACAGUCCACUAGUUCCAUCAAAUGCAGUCCGGUACUAAUUAAUCUGUCUCCUUGUUGCUCCUUAGAGAGAGGAGAGGGGCCAGUCUUCCCUUUAUUUAUAUAUAUGUCCGUUCACCUGCUGUUCUGCAUACAUAGAAGAAAAUCAAAUGCCUCCACACUUGCUUGUGAUUUUCAGAGCAGGGAAAGGACAGGAAAGAGUGUGUGUUGAGUGUGCUUGUCAAAGGAGGAUUGCGUGCUAGAGAAAAAAAUUAUAUUUUUGUUCCUGCAUAUAUUAUUUAUUUAUACUGUGUGAUUGCCAAACCUUCUCCCUUAGAGAAGCCUUGGCAUAAAGCUUUAAGUUCAAUGAUUGUGAGGGCUUUUCUGGAGCAGCCAGAACUGCUUCUGUAGCUAAAGAUACAGAAUCUUUUCUAUAUAACUGUGUUGUGGUAAGGGAGGUGUUUAGUAUUAUACCUUCUGUGGUUCAUUUUGCCUGCAGCUGUAAUUCUGUUGUGCUGCAACCAUAACAGGAGAGCUAGAUGCUCUCUUACUCCCUAUGGUAAAACAGCAGUUUUUCAAGGAUUUCUUGCCUGGAAUUGUGUGGAAUGGUGCUGUAUUCUUCCACAACUCCACCUGUAUGGCUGUCUCUUCAAACACUAGUUCCAGGAAAAUUCAACCAGUACCAGAUUUGUUUCAGGUAGGUGACAGUCCUUCAAAACACCUAGCAAAUAUAUUUUAUUUAGGAAUGAAAGCGAAGUUAAUAAGUUCCUUCCUGAGCUUUUUAUUUGGUUCAUGAUUCACUAGGUCAAAAUAACUGGCUUAAUUUUCAAGUAUCUGAGAAAGUAAGUUGAAAAAUGCUUUUGUUGUUGAGAAGCAAAGCUAGCAUGUGGAAAGAUGGGAAUUAUUGGGCUGUCAAGACUUGUGAUCUUCCCCAAUUUUUAAAAAUGGAUAUACCCAUACUCUCCUAUAUGUGCAUCUGCCCAUGAAGCAAAUAUGUGAUUCCCACCUCCCAGUUUGCUUUCUAACACUAAUGGAGUUGGGGCUGCAGGAGAGAGUCAGUGAGAGGUGUGUUGGCCUCUUGUACUCCAAUGGCUAGUCCCAUGUAAAUGGCCUCAGCCUCCCCCCCACUCUCUUUGCCUAUAUGAUAACCAGAAAACAUGUUUGAUUGUAACAUUGCUCCUAGAAAUGUCACUUGCAUCAAUAGCUGGGUUUUUUUUCUUAAUUGGUCUGGGGAAGAAGAAAAAAUAUUCCCUUCUCACUGACAUCAGCUUCUCACCUUCACUUAACUUGAAAUUUACUAACUCAGCCCACCAAUAGAAAUGGGAAAACGGAGAAUUCUUAAUCCACAAUUAGUCACUCGUGGUCUGCUUGAGAACAUUUUAAAGGGACUGUGGCAUGGUCCCCAACCCAACUGAAAAAAGUGCCAUAACAAUUUAGAUGUCUGUAUUAUAGGGUGAGCCCUUGCAUAUAUUAUAUGUUGAUUUUACACUCCCCCUCUCAACCACACCAGCUGGGGAAGAUAAUUGCAAGUUUUGGUGCUAUACAGCAGUUGGUACUCAUAGUUCUCUCUUUCAUUUUCAGGGCCCAAGCCUGCUAGUUUGAUUCUGCCCCAUUCCUUUAAGUGUUCCUUUAAGCAUUCCUUUAAGAGGAGUCUUAUGUAUUAUACAAGCAAACAUGUUUUCUAAUUAUCGUAUAGUCACAGUCUGAUUUUGCCCCAUUUCCCUUAAGUGACAAAGUCAUCGCUUAAAAUCCAUAAAGUCAUUUAAUGUAACAUGGUCAUUAAGGCCUUAGCCAGAGCUAUCCUGCUAUCAGAUACAUAGCCUUGCAAGGUAUUUAAAUAAAAGCAUUAUUACAAAUGUUCCUGACAGGGAAUGAAGAUCAAGUGGUACAGUAUUAGGAAAUGCCAAGGACUUCAGAAUGGCAGUGCAGGGGGAAGAUGUGUUUUCCUCAGCAUGUGGGCCCUAAGAGGUCUGGCUUUGACCCCACCAAGGUGGUAGGCAGUUCCCUUAAGCAAGUGCUGGUUAAUGAGAAUCUUCUGUGCACUGAAUUUGUGGACUAGUUUCUGAAUUUGCAAGUUGAAUGUUUUUGCCUUCAGGGAAGGAAGAAUGUUUCUUGUUAUGGACUAACUUUCUCUUCAUCCAUCUUUCAAUACUCUUUUCAUACACUGUGCUGUUUACUAACAAAUAUGCCUUUUGAUUUUACCUAAUUUCUAAAUCCUGCAACAUUAUUUAUUAGUAGUGUUCUGUAACAGGCUCACAGAUCUUUCUUUCUGAAAACAGCUUCCUUGGCAUGAGUUUAUAAUUCAUUUCAUCCCUUGUGAAGGAGGUCCUUGGAUUUUCCAAAUGUUAUUGUGUCUUAUCAACACAGCAAGCAAGCUUUGUUGAUUGUUUUCGACUCCUAUGUUGUAGACUCCUGUCAUGAGAUUAAAUUAGCAUUUGCUGAAUCAGGCAGGCAAACCUACACCAGCCCAACCCACCUCAUUGGUGGUCCUGAAGUUAUUAUAAUUAUGUAUUUAUAUAAAUAGGCCUGAGGAAAGGCUCCAGUUUGGUAUAAUCUUCAAUAUUUUAAUAGAUGUAUUCUGUACAUACAUGCUACACUUUAUUGCCAAAUCCUGUGAUUUACUUUGCCAUUAUUCAGUCUGUCCUCAGAAAUCAACAACACAAUAUGUCGUCCAAACAGAAAUUCAGCCCUGCACCUUUGCAUUGAUCUGCUUGUGUUGUUGGUCUGCUGGUGACGAUACUUUAAUUUUCGAUCUGCUACCUUCUCCCCGGCCCCCAUUGCUAGCAGUGGGCACAUUUGUAGUGUUGGCUGGCCUGUGAAACUGUUCGCCAGUUUGUGCAUAAUUCCUAGCUGUUGUUGAUGUUUGUUUGUGUAGUGCUAACUUGAAUGCUUGCUGCCUCCAGGAUUCCAUGUCAGGAAGAGUUUUAAUCACUGCUGUUUCUAAUUCUGAAGUAGCGCCUUUGGGGGUUGUAGGAGUAAAUGGGAGAAAGCCAGACUCUUUUGGACAAACUCAACUCCAAAAUUUUUCCUCAACUUGUUUUGGUCAAGGCUCCCUGUUGUUGUUUUUAUAAUCUGAAAGUCAUUUGGUUAUGAAUGUAUGAGUUUGGUUUACUCUGGCACAACCAACCAAAGUUUGUAACAUUUGACCUCUUCUAAUCUACACUACAGUUAUUGAUUCCCACCGUUAUUGACAUUUGUAACAGCAUUUGAAACCAUGGCCAUGAAAAAGUGUGAUUUAUUGUUAUCAGUGGUUACCCCAACUACUUCACAGCUUCUAUAAGUGCAGUGUUGGCAGGCUAGCAUACUUGCUAUAUGGUCCAAAUGUGAGCUUUCUCCCCAAAGUAUCUGAUCUCUGAGACCAGGCCUAUGCAAUACCAUGAGAAUAAGUCAAAUGAGGUCCUUGACUUCUGCUGCUUCCCAGCAGAGAAUAUUUCUUUAUAACCUUCUGGAGCACUGCGUGAGUAACCUAAAACCAUGUAGUAAAAAUCACUACACUGGACAACAUGCAAUAAAUGUUUUAAAACACUAAUUUAUUUCUAAUUGAAACCUAAUCAAUUCCUUCCAGCCAGGGAAAUAGUAAAGGUAUUAAGGGACUGGAUGAGAGAUGGGAGCAACAAUUCUCAUUCUGCUACUAUAGAGCACAAGGCAUUCUUCUGAUUCAAGAUAGCAUGAAUUUAGCUGAAUGGUAGACAGGGAGAGAAUUCCCAGGGAACUGAAUGAUAGUAUGUCAUACCUAAAAAAAAUCAUAACCUCAUUGCUUAUUGUGGAGUGAUGCUGAUCUUUCUUGUGUAGGCCUAGUCUUCAGUCCUUGACAAAUAAUCUGUUCAUGUGCAGAUAACACCCCUCCCCAAACAAAAAAAAACAACAACAAUGUUUUA
Sceloporus undulatus (fence lizard) is the source of this 7047-nucleotide messenger RNA. It is a transcript of the gene EVI5L, whose product is annotated as ecotropic viral integration site 5 like. The record is from RefSeq and is a predicted model, not a curated record. The coding region runs from base 324 to 2822 and encodes 832 amino acids. NCBI's taxonomy places the organism in Eukaryota, Metazoa, Chordata, Lepidosauria, Squamata, Phrynosomatidae. The transcript has 20 exons.